AUGAGAGUUCACCGAGACCUCAGCUGGUUGGCGGAGGCCACCGGACGCCCAGGGCGGCGGGCGAGGAGCGGGAUGCUGGACGCCAUGGAGGUGCCGAGCCACUCGCGGCAGCUGCUGCUGCAGCUGAACACGCAGCGCACCAAGGGCUUCCUGUGCGACGUGAUCAUCGUGGUGCAGAACGCGCUUUUCCGAGCGCACAAGAACAUCCUGGCCGCCAGCAGCGCCUACCUCAAGUCGCUGGUGGUCCACGACAACCUGCUCAACCUGGACCAUGAGAUGGUGAGCCCCGGCAUCUUCCGCCUCAUCCUCGACUUCAUCUACACCGGCCGCCUGGCCGAGUGCGAGCCGGGCAGCGAGCAGAGCCUGGGUGCUGUGCUGGCUGCCGCCAGCUACCUCCAGAUCCCCGGCUUGGUGGCCCUUUGCAAGAAGAAGCUGAAGCGCAGCGGCAAGUACUGCCACCUGCGCGGGGGCUACGCACCCUACAAGCUGGGCCGUGGGCUGCGGGCCGCCACGCCGGUCAUCCAGGCUUGCUACUCGGGGACACCACGGCCCGUGGACCUGCCGCCCGUGGAGCCGGCGGCACCGCUCAACACGCAGUGUGGGGAGCUGUACGCCUCGGCCGCCCAGGGCGCCCCGCUGCACCCCCACGGGCUGUGCCCGCCCGAGCGCCACUGCUCGCCGCCCUGCGGCCUCGACCUCUCCAAGAAGAGCCCCACCGGCCCCUCCGCCCAGCUCCUGCCCACCGACCGCCUGCUGCCCAGCGAGCCCCGCGAGCCCUCGCUGCCCCCACGGCACGACAGCCCCCCGGUCAGCGCCGGCCUGCUGGGCAGCCACGCCGCUGCCUACAAGGACUCCCCGCCGGGCGGAGAGCCGGGGGGACACCCCCACGCCCCCGACCCCUUCCGCAGCACGCCACCCUGCGCCGAACCCCCGCUGCCCCGCGCUGACGGGCGAGAGCUCAUGUACCGCUGGAUGAAGCACGAGCCCCUGGGCCCCUACCUGGACGAGGGGGAGGCAGAGAAGGACCUGGAGCGGGAGGAGAAGGCGGAAUCGCCGCCUGCGGCGCCGCAGCCCCGCUACCCCAGCGUGGAGAGCAACGACCUGGAGCCUGAUAACAGCACGAGUGAGGAGACGGGCAGCAGCGAGGGCCCCUCGCCCGGCGACGCGCUGGACCGCUACUGCAACCACCUGGGCUACGAGCCGGAGAGCCUGGGCGACAACCUGUACGUGUGCAUCCCCUGUGGCAAGGGCUUCCCCAGCUCCGAGCAGCUCAACGCCCACGUGGAGGCCCACAACGAAGAGGAGCUCUAUCACAAGGCGGCGGCCGAGCAGGCCGUGCCCUUCCUGGACAAAGGUGGCCCAGGGCUGGGUGACAUCUUGCGGCCUUACCGCUGCUCCUCCUGCGACAAGUCCUACAAGGACCCGGCCACGCUGCGGCAGCACGAGAAGACGCACUGGCUGACGCGCCCCUACCCCUGCACCAUCUGCGGCAAGAAGUUCACGCAGCGUGGCACCAUGACCCGCCACAUGCGCAGCCACCUCGGCCUGAAGCCCUUUGCCUGCGACGCCUGCGGGAUGCGCUUCACCCGCCAGUACCGCCUGACCGAGCACAUGCGCAUCCACUCAGGCGAGAAGCCCUACGAGUGCCAGGUGUGCGGCGGGAAGUUCGCCCAGCAGCGCAACCUCAUCAGCCACAUGAAGAUGCACGCGGCCGGCCCCGAUGGCAAAGCCAAGCUGGACUUCCCGGACAGCGUCUAUGCCAUGGCCCGUCUCACCGCUGACCAGCUGGGGCUCAAGCAGGAGAAGGCGGCCGAGCUGCUCUCCCACACCUCGCACUUCCUCAGCGACCCCAAGGCCAUGGAGAGCCUCUACCCCCUGGCCAAGUUCACGGCUGAGCACCUGGGGCUGAGCCAGGACAAGGCGGCCGAGGUGCUGGCGCAGGCUCCGCACCUCCACGCCGAGGCCGCCCGGACCAUAGAGCGAUACUCGCCCCCCUAG
Molecule: messenger RNA, 1998 nt
Organism: Cinclus cinclus
Lineage: Eukaryota; Metazoa; Chordata; Aves; Passeriformes; Cinclidae
Gene: HIC1
Product: HIC ZBTB transcriptional repressor 1
Exons: 2
Coding region: 1-1998 (665 amino acids)
Biological process (GO): regulation of transcription by RNA polymerase II
Cellular component (GO): nucleus
Molecular function (GO): DNA-binding transcription factor activity, RNA polymerase II-specific; RNA polymerase II cis-regulatory region sequence-specific DNA binding; protein binding
Source: RefSeq, a predicted model, not a curated record